This is a messenger RNA of Thyridium curvatum, 351 nucleotides long. RefSeq lists its product as uncharacterized. The record is from RefSeq and is a predicted model, not a curated record. The coding region runs from base 1 to 351 and encodes 116 amino acids. The transcript has 4 exons. Gene Ontology annotation, molecular function: syntaxin binding; SNAP receptor activity. Gene Ontology annotation, cellular component: plasma membrane; SNARE complex. Gene Ontology annotation, biological process: vesicle-mediated transport; vesicle fusion. NCBI's taxonomy places the organism in Eukaryota, Fungi, Ascomycota, Sordariomycetes, Thyridiales, Thyridiaceae.
AUGCCUGAGGACGCUCCUUAUGACCCUUACAUCCCCAGCGGCCAGGCCGGCCAAGCCCAGCAGGGCGCUGGCGGAAAUGCCAGGACGCAGGCACUACAGGCACAAAUCGAUGACACCGUCGGUGUCAUGAGGGAGAACAUCAACAAGGUCUCCCAGCGUGGCGAGAGGCUCGACGCUCUCCAGGAUAAGACCGACAACCUGGCAGUCUCAGCACAGGGAUUCCGGCGGGGUGCCAACAGAGUGCGCAAGCAGAUGUGGUGGAAGGACAUGAAGAUGCGCAUGUGCCUCAUCGCCGGUAUCAUCAUCCUGAUUCUCGUCAUUGUCAUUCCGGUGGUCGUGACCAAGACCUAG